Xenopus tropicalis (tropical clawed frog) is the source of this 2720-nucleotide messenger RNA. RefSeq names its product ELOVL fatty acid elongase 6 (gene elovl6). The record is from RefSeq and is marked provisional. Gene Ontology annotation, biological process: fatty acid elongation, monounsaturated fatty acid; very long-chain fatty acid biosynthetic process; long-chain fatty-acyl-CoA biosynthetic process. Gene Ontology annotation, molecular function: fatty acid elongase activity. Gene Ontology annotation, cellular component: endoplasmic reticulum; membrane; endoplasmic reticulum membrane. NCBI's taxonomy places the organism in Eukaryota, Metazoa, Chordata, Amphibia, Anura, Pipidae.
GUGACCGUGACGCGCCGGAGGAUUAGCCCCAUUCUCCCUGCCAGGUAUCCCACAGCAGCUCGCCCAAAUGAACAUGUCAGCGUUGACUUUGCAAGAAUACGAAUUUGAGAAGCAGUUCAACGAGAAUGAAGCGAUUCAGUGGAUGCAAGAGAACUGGAAGAAGUCAUUCCUCUUCUCCGCUUUAUAUGCAGCCUUUAUAUUUGGUGGCCGGCACCUAAUGAAGCAGCGAGAAAAAUUUGAGUUAAGAAAGCCCCUCAUCCUGUGGUCGCUUAGUCUUGCAGUUUUCAGUAUUUUCGGUGCUGUUCGGACUGGCGCUUAUAUGCUGUACAUAUUGAUGACCAAAGGCCUGAAGCAGUCAGUAUGUGACCAGAGCUUCUAUUAUGGACCCGUAAGCAAAUUCUGGGCUUAUGCUUUUGUGCUGAGCAAAGCACCAGAACUGGGAGAUACAAUUUUCAUUAUCCUUAGAAAACAGAAGCUCAUCUUCCUUCACUGGUACCACCAUAUAACAGUAUUGCUGUAUUCCUGGUAUUCAUAUAAGGACAUGGUUGCAGGCGGUGGCUGGUUUAUGACCAUGAACUACGGAGUUCAUGCCGUCAUGUAUUCUUACUAUGCUCUCCGGGCAGCUGGCUUUAGAGUGUCACGGAAGUUUGCCAUGUUGAUCACAUUGUCACAGAUCACCCAAAUGAUUAUUGGCUGUGUGGUGAAUUAUCUGGUCUUUUCCUGGAUGCAGCAGGGACAGUGCCCAUCUCAUGUGCAAAACAUUGUAUGGUCUUCUAUUAUGUACCUUAGCUAUUUUGUGCUUUUUUGCCACUUCUUCUUUGAAGCCUAUAUCACCAAAACCAGGAAAGCUUCUAAGGCUGACUAAAGAUGGACUCCGAUGCCAAGUCACAGCUCAGGGUCACCAAUUGUUAAAAUACAAAAGUAAUAGAAGGUUAGGAUUGAGCAACUGUUCAGAGGCACAAAGAAAACUACAUCUCGAGCACUUAGACUGAGACCUCUUAAAGACAACAGACAGAAAACAGAUUGAUUUAGUAAAUGAGAUUACUAUUAAAAUGUGAUGAUGAUUCGUUGUGUUACAUAGUAUGUCAAGGGAACAAAAUGCAAGGAUGGACUGUGAUCUUAGACCAAGUAUCAGAUCUUUGGGAAAGCUUCACCUUGGGUGUAUUCCUAAGACCCCUAACUACUGACACGAGAGCAGUCAGAUUUAACACUUUGCAGUAUUUGAUUGGGGUUAAAACAAGACUGUGUGUCAUGGACUAGAAGUAACCCGGAUUACAGGAAAAAUGUGCGUUGAACAACGACCUUGAGGUUGCUUUCCCGUGAUAUGCGCAUCUACAGGUUUGGUUCCUUUCAAUAUGCAAAUCAAACCAGUUAGCCAAGGUGUUCACUACAGUAUUACCGCAAGACUCUUACUGUUCUACUUAUCUAUUAUUAUCUUUUAUACAGUGCCCAGUUGCAAUUGAAUUCAUGGCAGGUAUGGACCAAACAAAAUGUAAAGCCUCAUCAGUUGUUAAGGAUCUACCUUCAAGCCAAACUAAAGGUUGCACGUAAAGUUGAAAGGAAAUAACGUGGGUUUGCUUGUUGGAAUGUUUCACUCCAAGUGACAUGAAAAAGCCCAGUGUAUAUCUAUACAUCUAUAUAUUAUUAUAUAAAUCUUAAAGGCUAAUGUUUUCUAUUUUUGUGAACCGUUUCCUUAUCAGAUAACUACUGCAGGGCUGUUUGUGUGUGUGUGUGUAAGGGUUAACACUGUGCUUUCAUUUGUAUUUGCUUCUCAAGCAGUACAAUUCUAAUUAAAGUGCCCUCUCCUGGUACAAGUCGACAGUACAAUUCACCAUUCUACAAUUUCAUGGCAUUUUUUUUAAAGGGAGUAACAAAGAGGAUAUGGGACAUAUUUUUUGUGUAAUUAUUUGACACCGCAGUCUGAGACUCAUCCGAUUUCCAGCCAUCUGUACUUAUCUAUGUCCAUGGACUUUUUACCGGCUUAAGCAAAGAAUUCCAUAACCAGGUUUGAAUGAUAGAUCUCAAGUUGUUGCAAGCCAUAUUCUUUAAAAGACCGUAAUGUGUAUUGUCUGUAUAACCAACUCAAAAGAAGCCAAAUACAGUGUAAACAAAUUCCUAAUAUUUCAAGGAAGCACUUAAUGUAACUUGAUGUUAAAUGUUUUAAUGUAGUCUUAAUUGUAUUUAGAUAGGUUAAUAUAUUAGCAGAUUAGAAGAGAGGUAUUCUAACAGGGACAGUCAGAGUGCGGCUCUCCAACUGUUACUAAACUUCAACACCUAGGAUCCUCAGCCAGCCUUGGGAUUUGCUUAAAGACCACGGCUUUCCUGCAUCUGUGUUAGUGGCUGCCAUUGUUUGUAGAAAUACAGUAAUCAUACUGUAAAUCUGAAAUAUGUAGGAAACACGCAGUCAUCAUCUUAGAGCCCUGUGGUUGGUAGAAGCACAUUUUCUGGCUACUUAAGAAAAAAAAAAGUCAUUUGUGGAAACAUUUCCACGAAAGGGAUUAUUUUUUAGCUUUAAUGGUGCUGCAAUUCAUGCUGCUUUUUAAAUAAUUAGUUUCCUAGUAGAGGUGAGAGAGACUGAUUCAGGUCUCAGUAAUAGUUACAAAAAAAAAUAGGAGAAAUGUUGUGAAAUGAUGCCUUUUGUCUGAACGGUUAUUCAGAGGUUGGAAGGAAAGACAUGCAGAACAAUUGUAACAAACAAUAAAGUUUACACUUCUGUUAAA